CAGCUGUCGCCUGCCAUCAACCGUCUCGCUGAUCUUCCGGUCAGAUCAGAUGGCGAAGGUCUUCAGGAAGUCUCUGAGGACUUUGUUCUCACGGAGCGACGCCAACCUGGACGAGUCUGCGCGUGCGGUGAAGGAAGAGGAGGCGGACAGGACGGAGUCAGAGAAGAAGUUCAGGUUCCUCAAGCUGAAGAAGAAGAAGAAGAAGAAGAAGAAGACCGAGUUUUCCUCCGACUGGCCCGUGAACGAGGACCAGCAGGAGCACAGAUCUGCUGAGUCCAGAAACCCUGAAGAGGAUGAAGAAUCUGACGUCACUGUGAAGAAGUCGUCUUCUUUCUUCAGAAUUAAGUCCAGAGCAAAGGACAAACACAUCAGCUUCUCUGAGUUGGACCUCAGGAAACCUAGAAGGUUCCCCAUGGUCUCCAUCACCCUGAGAAAGAAGAAGAAAAAUGAGGAGAACAUUUGGAGCAGUGCAUCCAGCCUUCAUAGCUCCGCCCAUCAAGAUGAGAGUCCAGUUCACCUCGGCCAGGUGGAUCUGGAUCAGAUCAGAUCCAAGAGGCAGCUCAGUUUCUCUCAACCAGAACUCGACACCAGCGAGACCUUCAACAUCCCGUCUCCACCUCUUGUGGCCACGAACCAAUCAGGAUCAGUUUUUCCCCUCUCGUACCCUACUCCAGGUCCAACCAACACCCAACCAGAACCCGAAGGACCUCUGAGGGCACCGAUUGCUACCAUCGCCGAGCUGCAGCUGGACCAGUCCAGUUCUUCUGAAGAUCUCUCCCUUCAGCACAAGUCCUUCGGUCCACAAACACCCAGAACCCAAACCAGCCAAAAACCGGACCAGUUCCACCCAUCUGGUCCACAAACACUCAGAACCCAAACCAGCCAGAAACCGGACCAGUUCCACCCCUCUGGUCCACAAACACCCAUGACCCAAACCAGCCAGAAACCGGACCAGUUCCACCCAUCUGGUCCACAAACACUCAGAACUCAAACCAGCCAGAAACCGGACCAGUCCAACUCCUUGGAUCUCAGAGCAGCAGUAGUCCAAAUCAUUUGCCAUGACAACAGCAUCCUCCAGCUUCCCCAGGACUCACCAGGGAACACUCACAGUGAUCAGAACCAGCAGAACCGACCCAGUAGUCAGGAAAUCUCAUCUGUCAGAGAUGAGCAGAACCAACAGAACCGGCUGCGGAACCAAGACGUGGUUUAUGGAUUUAUGUAUGAGUCACUUUUCCCACAGAACUUCCUCUCUGAGAUCACGUCUUCGGUCUUAACCUGCCCACCUGAUGCAACCGGAGCAGAACCGGCUCCAUCCAGAACCCUCCAGUUUCUGGUUCCACCCAGUGCGGCAGUCUAUGCUCCUUCUUCCUCCUGCAGCGACGGAACCAAACGAUUCUCAGCUGCAGCUCAGCUUCACAGAAACCUGGAGAUCCACAGCCACGGCUUUCCAGACUCAGAGCUGAAAUCUGGUCUUGUUCAGGAUGACAUGGAGUCUGGGAGCCUUCCUGCUCCUCCCGUCUCCAGGACGUCCCGGGGGACAGACGCUCAAGUUACCAUCUCCCAACACAGAGAAGUCCUCAACAAACAGCUGCUCACAGACUCGUCUCCGGCUGAAAGGAAGUCCGCUCCCACUUUUCCUGACAUUCCCACUCAGAUGGACGGCAGCGACAGACCUUCGAGUCCACCGUACCUGAGUGUUGGAUCCGGUGACAGCAGCGCCUUGGAGGAUUACUACAGCGCUCAGGAGGACAAUGCAGAGGACAGCAGGGACGAGGACAUGUUCAUGUGGGAUGGAGGGAAAGAGACGGAGCUGCAGAAACAGGACCCGGAGAAAAGGUGGAGCCGGAGGGAGGAAAGAGGGACGGAGGAAGGGACUGUCAACGAGGAGCAACAAGCAGGAGGUCAAAGGUCAGAGAAUCAGCUGCAGGUUCAUGUUGGCAGAGCAGAGGAAGAGGAGCAGGAGGAAGAUGAGGGGAAGAAAGAUGAGCUUCCGGCUCCACCGGUUCAGCCGGUGAGUAGGCUGAUGGAAUGUGACUCUGCUCCACCCUCCAUUGAGUUACAGGUGAAGGGGGAGGGGUUCGAGGGAAACCAGACCCCACAACCGAGAGACCUCUGUGAGGAGAGGAAUCAGAACCUGCAGGCCAGAUUUCUGACUGCCGGAGACGUCCGGAGUCCAGGAGAUAAAUGGACCAGAACCAUUGGACAGGAAGCUGUCGCCAUGGCAACGUUAGGAGAGGAAGAGGAGCAGCUGUCACUCACUGAGGAGGAAGAAACCACCAGGAAAAUAUCAACAGAGUCAGUCAUAGAGAGAGGAAAUCCCUCAGUCAGUGAAUGCAUCAUGACUCGAAGUCGUGAGGAGGCGGGCAGAAAUCCCACAGUCAGUGAAUGGAGCAGUCCUGAGGGGGCGGGGCCAGUCGGUGACAGAUGCUCUGGGAAGAAACUUCAGGGACCAGAUCAGCCGACAGUCCUGGACGCAGAAACAGCUGACGGAGCGGAGGAACCAGCUCACCUGGAUCACAGGUCUCUGCCGGUUCUGUCACUCCACAUCAUGGAUUUUCACCUGAAGCAGAGAGACUCCGGCAUUCCGGCCGAAUCCGGGUCUGAGUCGGACAGUAAAUGGAAAAAUAGAUUUGAAGGAGUAACUCAGUACAAAGCCAACCAGACAGAGAGCUUCCUUGUCUCCUCCUCGUCCGGCUCUGUGGAACACGUUACCCCGGGCAAUAGUUUGAGUGACAGCUCUGUUAAUCUGAGCCUUGGCAGAGGAGCAGGGGUGGAGCCAGCAGGAGGGGGGAGGAGGAGGAGCCUUUUGGAGGAGGAGCCAGCUGCUCCUUCAGGUGAAGAGGACUGUUGGAGGGAGGGAGCGUCAGAGAGGAGAGACUCCGGCUGCAACGACGAUCCGUCUUCUCGUUUCUCCGGAGUCUUCAGGGCCACCCUGGUGGAGCUGGUCUCGGACCCUGCCGCUUCCCCCUCCUCCCGUGACACCGACUCCUCCAACCAGCUGGACAUGGACAGCCUGGUGGACACGCUGAAGAACAUGGGGCCCUGCCUGAAGCCGAGGACCGCCGGUCUGCGGGGGCCUCCUCCCACCCUCUUGUCCUCCCUGCCGCCCAUCGUGGAGGAUGCUCCGGGCCCCGUCACCUCCGAUGGGGCCCCUUCCCUUGGCAGCCCCACAAAUAGGAUGGAAGAGUCUCUGGAAAGACUUUAUAGCCUCCCUGCAGACCUGGGACUGAAGAGGAGCACCCUCCGAGACAGCAGGCCCCCGCUGGACCUUAUGAAGAAGACCAAGGACCUUCAGUCUCCGGUUCUGAAUGGGAACGGACCUCUCCCGUCUCUCACCACAAGCUCCCGGUUGGACAGCAGCGUCAUCUUCGGGGGCUUCCGGUCCCCGGACCAGACCCUGGACAACGGAAAGGCCCAUCGUCCGGUGUUUCGGACCGUCUCGCUGCCGGACACCAGACCCUUCAGUGACCGCGUCAGUGGGUCGACAAAGCUGGGUGAGCUGGGAUCUGGUUCUGACCCAGCAGGGUCCCGUCUGGAGCACCUCUCCUUUCUCUUGAGCUCCUCUUCCUCAGGCUCUCUGACUGGAGCCGAAGAUUCCGGCAGCACUCGAAUGAGUCGCCCCCCCUCGCUGAGCAUUGGCUCUCCUCCCUCCAGCACCAGCCCCCACCGCCUCCUCAGUCCCACCAGCUCCAUCGACCUGCACAGACCUUUCACUGCAGAGCUCCCCAUGUUCGGCCAGGGGCCCGGGGCCCUGCAGAGGAGCCUCAGCUGGGACGAGGCCCCUGUGGGGAUCCAGACUUCACUGUUUGGCAGCAUGCAUGGAGGAAGACCUGCAUUCCAGAACCAGCAACCAGAACCAGUCCAGAAUCUAAUGUACAAAUACAGAGCCUUCCCAGACGCCUAUCUCACCAAAGAGAAGGAACACGGGAAGCUUAACCCUCGACCCGGGAAGUUGUUCAUCUUCGACCAACCGGGCAUGUGCGGGCAGCGCAUCGAGGUACACGGGGAUGUCAUUGACGCCACGUCAUGGGAGCUGCAGGAAACCGCCUCCAUCAGGGUCAUCAGAGGAGGGUGGGUUCUGUAUGAGAAACCGAACUUUAAGGGGAAGAAGGUCGCCCUGGACGAAGGGGACAUCGAGCUCACCUGUCCAUUCGGACCGCCUGAAGAGCAGCUUCAGGAACAGGACCAGACGGGACCAGAGAGAGAAGCGAGGAGGAGGCGACGCCGACCCAGAAAUUCAUCAUUGGAUCUGUUCGCAGAGCAGUCCGGUUUCAAAAAGACGGGAUCCAAGUUUGGAGAAUUCAAGGAAGAGCAAGAAGUUCAAAGUGCUUUUGAAGGGACAGAGGACAGGAGGGAUUACAGCGUUCCAGAGAUCAGUCUUUUCCCAGAGGAGAAUGCAGAGGGAAAGAAGGUGAUCUUCAGGGACACUUCAGAGGACGCCAGGAUCUUUGGACUCCCUGUGAAGGCCAACUCCAUCAUCAUCAACGCCGGCCUAUGGCUCGUCUUUGGGCAGCCUUUUUUCCAGGGCGUCCCGCAGGUCCUGGAGGUGGGGGGGUACUCCAACCCAGCAGCCUGGGGGGUAGAGCAGCCCUACGUGGGGUCGCUGCAUCCACUGAAAGUGGGAGAACCUCGAGUGGAAAACAUGAAUGAGCCGAAGAUUGUGAUCUACGACAAGCCAUACUUCUCCGGUAAAGCCAGGACCAUCACCUCCAACAUGAGGGACUUCAUGACCAGAAUCGACAGGCAGCAGACCACCUUCAUGUACAACGUGGGUUCCCUGAAGGUUCUGGGAGGAAUCUGGGUGGGCUAUGAAAAGGAGGGCUUCAGGGGCCACCAGUACCUGCUGGAGGAGGGGGACUACCAAGACUGGAGGGUGUGGGGGGGCUGCGACGCAGAGCUGCGCUCCAUCAGGAUCAUCCAAGCUGACCUGACGGACCCGCUGAUGGUGAUGUUCGAGCAGCCUGAGGAAGAGGAAGGACUGCUGGAGGAGAACACCUUUGAGGUGACAGAGGCCAUUCCAGACGUGGAGCUGUAUGGGUAUAAAACCUCUACCCGCUCCAUCCAUGUGCUCAGCGGGGCAUGGAUAGCUUACUCUCAUGUGGACUUCUCUGGGAACCAGUACAUCCUGGAGAAAGGUUUCUAUAACACCUGUGCUGACUGGGGCUCUCAGGACACCCGGAUCUGCUCGGCUCAGCCCAUCCUACUGGCUCCAUCAGACACGUUGAGCUCCAGAAACAGGAUCAUCCUUUACUCUGAGCCCAACUUCCAGGGUGAGUGUCACAUCGUCAGCCGGCACCAGGAGGAGCUGUUGGACACGUUCCUGAGCAGGUCGUGUCGCGUGGCAGGAGGAAGCUGGGUGCUCUAUGAAGACAAACACUUCUCUGGGAACUUGUAUGUCUUAUCUGAGGGAGACUACCCCAGUUUAACCAGUAUGGGCUGCUCCCCCAGCUGCAGCAUCCGCUCCAUCCGGCUGGUUUCAGUGAUGUUCUCGGUUCCUUCCAUCUCUCUGUUCAGCUUGGAAGGUCUGGAGGGCAGGGAGAUCACCACCAACUCCGAGGUCCUCAAUCUGGUCCAGGACGGUUUCAACAACCAUGUCCUGUCUGUCCGGGUCAACAGCGGCUGUUGGGUGUUGUGUGAACACAGUAACUACAGGGGACGCCAAUUCCUACUGGAACCCAUUGAAAUUACCAACUGGCCCAAGUUCAGCUCUCUGCAUGUGAUUGGCUCCAUGUACCCCAUCAGACAGAAGCGACAUUUUUUCCGUGUGAGGAACAAGGAAAGCGGUCACUUCCUGUCUGUCCAGGGCGGGGUGGAGGAGAUGAAGUCGGGUCGGGUGGUGGCGGCGCCAGAGGUUGAGCCUCAGAGUGAUAUCUGGUUCUACCAGGAUGGACUCAUUAAAAACAAGAUUUCUCCCACCAUGAGUCUUCAGGUGAUGGGUGACGUGGAGCCAGGAGCGAAGGUGGUGUUGUGGACUGAGACCCGGCAGCCGAUCCAAACGUGGACUGCCCAGAUGAAAGGUCUAAUCAGCAGCCAGACGUUCCCUGGAAUGGUGCUGGAUGUUAAAGGUGGGAAGACUUAUGACAAGGACCACGUGGUGGUGAUGCCAGAGAACGACGAGAGGCCGAGCCAGCAGUGGCAGAUGGAGCUGCUGUAGGUGGAACUGAGCAUGCUCUGCACUGCAGGAAGAUCAGCAAUCGAAACACAGUGCUCAGAGCUGAACCUGCUUCACGGAGCAGCCGUCUGUCUUUCUGAGCUAAAGCUAACUUUCUUCUCCAGCUGUUUUAAUAAAAUACACCAGCUUUCAUCAUUUUUAGCUUCUGCAGCAAACAGCAGCUCUGUGGGAUUUCUGGCUCUAACUGUGGGUUAAUAAAGCCAAAGGAAUAUGGUGAUGAGUACCUGUUAUGCUUUUCAUAUUUCCAUGUGUGCAUCACUGUCUGUGUCGUGGGAACGCCACUGUCAUGGUGCACGCUGGCCAAUUUCCUCCUUGUUGACAUAUUUUUAUGGAAAUCUGGGCCAGUUGGAUGUUAAAUGUUCUGUUUGUAUGAGAGGGAAGGGUUUAAAAUGAAUAACAAUAAAGAUAACAGU
Messenger RNA from Melanotaenia boesemani (Boeseman's rainbowfish), 6585 nucleotides. RefSeq names its product crystallin beta-gamma domain containing 2 (gene crybg2). Bases 50 to 6154 code for a protein of 2034 amino acids. NCBI's taxonomy places the organism in Eukaryota, Metazoa, Chordata, Actinopteri, Atheriniformes, Melanotaeniidae. The record is from RefSeq and is a predicted model, not a curated record. The transcript is spliced from 25 exons.